AUGGGUCUCGAGUUGGAGGGAAUCGAGACGCUGCGCGCAGAGCUGCGCGGCAGGCUGCUGCUUCCCUCGGAAGCGGCCUUCACGCAGGCCACCAGCGUCUGGUCCGUGUCGCCCAAUCACCCCGCGCGCCUCCCCGCCCCGGCACUGGUUGUCCAGCCGCGCGGCACCGCUGACGUGUCUGCCGCCGUCAAGUUUGCCGCCGCCCACGGGCUGCCGCUGGCGGGCAACCCCAGCUGGGUGGACGGCGGCCUCAUGAUUGACCUAUCCCUCAUGCGAAGGUGGCGCUGCGUUUAUGUAGAUCCAGGGGCUAAGACGGCGGUGGUGGACGGCGGCGCUCUGGCAUGCGACGUGGACGCAGAGACGGCCUUGCACGGGCUGGCCGCCCCGCUGGGCGUGUGCUGCGUGGUGGGCAUGGGGCUGGUGCUGAACGGCGGCAUCAGCCUGCUGUCGCGCGCCCAUGGGCCGGCCUGCGACAGCAUCCUGGGCGCGCAGGUGGUGCUGGCGGAUGGCUCCGUGGUGAAUGUCACCAGUGGCGGCCCCGACCCAGACCUGUUUUGGGCGCUGAGGGGCGCAGGCUCCACCCUGGGGGUUGUGACCAAGCUCACCCUGCAGCUGUAUGACGCCCCCACCUACUCGGGCGCCUUUGUGUGGAGGGACGACCCGGAGCACGCCACCUUCAAGUCUGUCCUGCGCUGGAUCCGGGCCGUGGUGCUGCCCGACCCUGCCGUCGGCUUCAACUGCGCCCGCAUGGUGCACCCGGAGCUGGGGCCUGUGCUGAUUUCGAUGCUGGUGAUUGUGGGCGACCGGCCAGUGGAGGAGAAAGAGGCUCUGGUCCAACCGCUGCGGGAGCUGGGACCCAUCCAGGCGAGCGACAGCGUGGGCAGGUCCAGCUGGCAUCAGACCCAGCUGACUCACUACGAGGCCGUGACGGGCCUGGCCCAGGCCUUCCCAGUGCACUACGAGGCCUGGAGCGGCGGCCACGUGGCGGCGGAGAAGUUCACCGACGAGUUCAUCGACGCGUAUGUGCGGUGCACCGCCGACGAGCUGCCGCUGCCCGACUGCGCGCUCACCCUGGCGGUCCUGGAGGUUAUGGGAGGGAAGCUGAGGGAGAGCCGGGCGCCCGUGGGGCUCAACGAGGCGGAUCUGCAGUGGGUGGUGCAGGCCGGGUGGGCCGACGCCGCGGCCCACGAGACGGGCAAGGCGUAUGCGCAGCGGCUGCGCUCCGUGCUGGGCCCGCUGUCCACCUCCAUGGGGCGGUAUGUCAACCUGCUGGACGUGGCGGAAGACCCCGAGAUGAGCUACGAGGAGGCCGCCACCAAGGCGGCCGGUCCCGCCAACCUGGAGCGCCUGCGCGCCGUGAAAGCCAAGUACGACCCGGCAGGCGUCUUCCGCAACACGCCAUUCAUGAAGGUGCUGGCCGUGAAGCCAUGA
Messenger RNA from Chlorella variabilis, 1431 nucleotides. RefSeq lists its product as hypothetical. Gene Ontology annotation, molecular function: FAD binding; oxidoreductase activity. The record is from RefSeq and is a predicted model, not a curated record. NCBI's taxonomy places the organism in Eukaryota, Viridiplantae, Chlorophyta, Trebouxiophyceae, Chlorellales, Chlorellaceae. The transcript is spliced from 13 exons. The coding region runs from base 1 to 1431 and encodes 476 amino acids.